GGAGUUUAUGCAGUCUCGCUCCAUGUCCGGAGCUCAGCGGGUCUCAGCGGCAUAUUUGAACUCGCUAUCCAAACAUCUACUCUUAAAAACGCUUAUACUGACCAGAUCAGGAGUCGGAAUUGAAGGCGAAAGAAGCAGAAGAAGAAGAAGAAGAAGAGAAGAGGGAGUCUGAGUGAAGUGUUGCUGCUUGUCUAGAGCGAAGAAAAGGUGAGUGGUUUUUGGUUACGAUGAGAAACACGUUUUAAAUUCAGUUUUAAGCAGCAGUGUGAACCUCCAAAGAGUUAAAAUGUUUCCUCUGUGAUAAAUGGACAGCUCAGUUUGUGAGUUUUGGAAAAGUUAAGGUAAAGCACUGAGCUGUGUUUUUCUUGUGAUGUUUGUUUCAUAGAGACAGAGUCUCAGUCAAUGCAGCCUGAUGGAUCUCACCAAGCAUCCCUGCCUCUUCUGUGACCACAUAAUGGAAUCAAGAGGUCAGACUUCCCCAUUGUUGUCUGAAGACUCCUCGUGCAUCCCUCACUGAGCAGCUGUAUUUCAUCACUGUAAGACAAACAUAAACAGAAGUAUGCUCCCAUGCAACAACACCACCUGCAAUGACACUCUCACUGUCAACUGGGACGGCAAGCCAGCGACAAGCAUCAUCAUGUUCUUGGCUGCUGUGGUUGGAAACCUCCUGGCUCUCUUUAUCCUCGGUGUUCACCAGAAGGAACAUCGCUCCAGGUCCUCUGUCUUCUGCAUCCUGGUGACAGGCUUGGCUCUCACCGACCUGCUGGGCACUUGUCUCCUCAGCCCGCCAGUGUUCAUCUGCUACGCCCGCAACCUGUCCCUGAUCGGCCUGGGCGGCGAGAGCCUGUGCAAACUCUUUGGCUUUGCCGUGAGCUUCUUCGGCCUGGCUCCAACUCUCAUCCUGUGUGCCAUGGCUGUAGAGCGCUGCUUGGCCAUCAGCCACCCUUACUUUUAUUCCGUGCACAUCCGUCGCAGCUUCGCCAAAUUCACCCUUUUCUUUAUUUAUCUCUUUUCUUUGCUCUUCUGCCUCCUGCCGUACACCGGUUAUGGCAAAUUCAGACAGUACUGUCCCGGGACAUGGUGCUUCAUCGACAUGGAUGCAACAGGGGAUGAGAAGGCUAACCUGGUGAGGGCCUUCUCUGUGUCCUAUUCCUCCCUCAUUUCUCUGCUGAUACUGGCUGUGUUUGUGUGCAACGGCUCAGUGAUUGUCAGUCUGUGUCAGAUGCACCGAAACCAGUUAAUGCGGCGUGGCUCAGUUGGGUCAAACGUGAGGAAGAGGAGGCUGAGCCUGGCCUGGUUUGCACAGGGGGAAGAGGAGAUGGACCACCUUGUGCUGCUGGCGCUCAUCACAGUCAUCUUUGUGGUCUGCUCCCUGCCACUCACGGUGAGUUCACUGUAGAUGCUGUUUUUGUGUAUGUGUGUGUGCUUGAUCAAUUUCCCGUUAAGAAAAUUUCCACUCGCACUUUGUCACAAGUGACCUUUAUAUGUCAGCAACCCACAACACUGUAAAAUAAAAGGAAAAGCCGACACCGAUGAUGUGUCAUUGAGUCAAAUGUUGAAACUCAACCAACCUCCAAAACAAACUCAGAAAAGAAAGUGUGUACUGAAAUGGAAACAUAAAAUUGGGACUUUUUCACAGUUUUUUGUUUCGUUUUCAAUAUUGUGUGUCUGCACACUGGCAGCCAGCAGGUGUUUCCAACCCAAAUAACAAAAGCGUUCCUACUUUGAUAAUCCGAUAUAAAACCUUUAAGUGACCGACAAAAGCAAACUUAUGAGGAAAAUUUUAACUUGGACAUAAAUCAGCAUAAUAAAGAAAAACUUCGAUGAGAGAAACCAUGUUUGAGAAAAAUGAUUAUUCUCUUAGUUAACAUUAUAUUGGAUCUUUGCUGCACCCAGCCACCAGAGGGAGCUCUUAAUCUUUUGGCUUCACAAACAAUAAGAACCUCUUUUUAAUAAACAGUCUAAAAUUAAUAAACCUUAAUGUAGAAAAACAGAUUUCCAGACAGUUUUCAAUGUUAGAUUGGCAGAUAAUCCAGAGUGCAGAGUUAGCACAACAGGUGCAUCUUAGAAAAUUAAAUAUAGUCUGCGUUGAGAAUAUUUGUUUGACAGACAAGCUAGACUUAGAAACUGAAUUAAGUUAUUUAUUUAUUUAUCAUAGUUAUGAAAAAAAAUGAUGGAAACCUGAUUUUUUUUGCUGCUUUAAAACAGUUCUGUGCACCAGUUGUGUAUGUGUAACUAUUUCUUAAGAGAUUUUAGCUGAAAACAGUUUGUAUAAAAGGGGUAUGUCAUAGAAUAUGAUAAUGCUACGUUCACACUGCAGGUUAUGAUGCACAAUUCAGAUUUUUUGUUAAAUCCGAUCUUUACACAUUACAACAACGAAUGCGGCAUCCUAUGUGAACAGAAUGCGUCCGUGAAGUGACCCGCAUGCGCACAAAGCACCUGUUGCUUUCCGCGCCUGUUUGUGUUGUCGAAUAAUGGUGACAUUUGUCGCAUAUUGAUGACGUAUAGGUCGGAUGAACGCGACCUGAGCGCCCACACUGCAGACACAUCAGAUACAUAUCCGAUUUAUAGCCACAUACAAAAGAGGCCUGGGUUGGAUUUGAAAAAAUCUGAACUGCACUGUUCACACUUAGAUGAAAAAAUCAGAUAUGUGUCACAUAUAGUUAAAAAAUCGUGUGAACAUAGCCUAAGAGAUCUUUGUAUGGACUGUCAAAAGCUGAUCAUCUAUUUUAAAUGGUGUUCCCAUCAUUUAUUAAACUGAUGUCAUUAUGCAACAGCUUAAGGAGCAGGUUCAUCUCAGCUAUAGAGAGUUUCCAAAACUUUAAAGCUUGUAAAAUAAUUCCUUCCUCCUUUUAGUAAUCAUCAUGAAGACCGAAAGCUCUGCUAGCAUGGUGACGGUUGAUGUUUUUGUUUGUUUGUGUGCCCUGGUGGUGUCUGCUAAAUGAUUGUGUUUGGCUCAGCCGGCUCCGGCAGUAAAAGGUGUGACUGAAAGUGUAGCCUCCGCCACACAAGGCGAGCUGUGCCUGUGUGUGUUUGUGCCUUGCAAUUGUCUUCUUAGCUCCAUUAAUGUCCCUGUUUGAGAGGAGUAUGCCAAACCUGGAGGACUGGUCCAGCCCUGCCUUUCCCAGAGGGCAAAGCUCCUCUUGCAGGACUCAGAGGUUAACCCUUUGCCACGGUAAACAUUAGUUGGAGAUUCACCAACAUGAGUUACAUAAUGAAAGUACCCCUGCUUUCCUCGAUUUAUUUAUUUAAUUCAGGCUUUUAACAACUGUGGUGAUGAAAUUGUUUACAGGAAGCAAUAAAAAGUGUUUGCUCUUGUUCUCGCUCUUUACCCACGACUCAUUGUCUGCAUCUGGAUGUUUUGUGGUAAAAGUUGGCCUCCAGGUGUGACUAAGUCAUGGUGCAUGUAGACGUUGUAGCUGAGAGGGCCCUGCGGCAUGAGCAGUGAUGAGUAGACUUGUCAGUGCUGUGAGUAAGACUUGAGGAAAACCAAAACCCACUUUAAACAUUCUCAAAGUGCAUUAAUGCCUUAGCUGUACAGAAGAGUGGGUGGUAUACGUGUCAGUGUCAAACUAAAAUGAAUAAAUGUGCAGUUUGGAUGGUCACUGUUAUUUGGCAACCUCCACUUUCUUCCUCACGAAUGAGUCUCAGACAUUUUUAGUAACAUUCACAUAUUCAUCAUCUUUAAGUUUGUCUACAGUUACCACAUUGGCAGGAUUUCACUGUGAAUAAUUCAAGACCCAAUUACAGGGCAGCUAGUAAUUCGUGUGUCAUCCAUGCAGGCAUGUGCAUGUGUUUUUGCAAGCUUGUUUGCUCACGUGCAUGUACAUCUUUGUGGUCGGAACAAAAUGGAGCAAGACAGAGGUGAUACAAUGUGAGUGCAUGUCAGCAGACCUUGAAUGUCUCCAGACAGAUUUGUCCUCAUGAUUAUAACACGAGUAAGCUUGAAGAAAAGAAAUUUGAGUGGAUGUUCAAACAACUGCUCUGACACCUUUUGCAAACACACGGGCAGAUUGUGUUGUUACUCCUGCAUGUACACAAAACAUGUCCCAGCUCCAACAUGUGUUCCCUCUGUGCUUUAAUUGACUAAAGCUCUUAUGUAAGGGAAUCCACCUUGGAGAAAAGUGUUUUUAAAUUCUGAAGAAUAAGCAGAGAUGAAGCAGGUGAUAGAGAAGAAAUGCUUCCUCAUUUGAAAAAAGGUAAAAAACCGGACUGCACAUCUGUAUUUACAGAUCAGGUUGCGGUGUGUAGUCUUUGCAAAGUGGCUUUUGAAUGAAAACAUAUGUGGAGGGAUUUGCUCUUUUGUUGAGCCAGACUAUUCAUCACUAUCAAGGCAAAGGUUCAGAAGUUGUGGUGAUGCCGUGUGGUAGAUGAUGAUGAUCAAAUGUGGGAGUUUCUCAGAACAACAGAUGUUUUUCAGAGGCUGUGUGCGGUAAAAUUGACCCAAUUUUGAACAUGGAAUGUAUUGCCUGCAAAUGUUUCACUGUUACGUGAACCGAUUCAGCUUCCCAGGCUUGUCACUCCGCAGUGCAAGCCUCGGAUGUUGUAUAUCAGCUCACCAACAGUAAUGUGUGGUUUCAGUAGACAGCUGAGAAAGAUACGAUGCCGUUAAUCAAUUAGACCCAGUGUGAUGAAUGCUAUCGCUGUUUUCGCCAUGUGAAGAGCGUCUGGUUUGUUUGAUGUGUGGUGAUAUAUGCAGUACUCUUUUUGUUGGGAAGUUAGUGCCGCAUAAAAUAAAUAACAAGUGCAGUUAGAUAUUUAAAGUAAACAUAUAAAAACCACUCGUAGCUGUGGGAUUGAGCUCAAAACCUCCUCUUAAAGUAUAAUAAACACUUUUAGGGUUUUAUUGUACUUGUAAGGCUGGACCACUAAAUAAAUAACUAUAUUAGCAAACAUACAUAAUGUGGGUGUAAAUCUUUGCCAAACAAAACAAUCCAAUCUGAUUCAAUCCUUCAUAGAAAUGAUUUAAUCUAAAGAUGAUUCAUUAAUAUAAAGAAUGUAUCUGUGACAUUAAGUGUGUUUUUCUUCUCUGAUGAAAUUCGUCGAGCAGCUGUUGCUACUUAACUUUUCUUUUUUUUUAUUUAUUUUUUUUUUAUUUAACUCAACAACAAAACAGAGUGAUGACAACAACAGAAACAACAACAACAACAAAAAGAUAAAAAAUAAAAAAUUUACAAAAAUACUUUUGUGAGGGAGGGGAGGGGGAAGGAAUUUAUAUAAUAUGUAAAAGAGAAUUUAAAAAGAAAAGAAAAAAAAAAUCUUAAUUGGAUUACAUUGGAAUAUCUAUAUAAUAAUAAUUAUAUGUAUACAUAUACAUACACAUUAACUUUUCUACAAAGCAUAAGAUUGAGUAGACUUGUCCACAUGAUUUGAUUACAUUGCUUUGCAGAUGUUGGACAUUGUUGUUUUCCACCCCCUGAGCUAACAAACAUACCUGACCAGCUAACCAUACUCCUGUUAAAGGAAGCGGGUUAACAUCUUAGCCUUGCACGAUCAUCUAAGGACACCUCGCAGGUGAAACAGCAAGCCUCAUUCAACCAGAGAUAAAGUCAAACUGGGUCAUUGAGUGGUUUGUUUAAACCAGAUCUAUUAUCUAUAGUGUUUGGGUUUGGUGGGUUUUAACACCUCUAAUGCAUCAUGCUAAGAAUAAAAACAAAUUUCUUCAGCCUAACAGCAGUCAAGAGACCCAGUUUUCGCCAUACUUAUAUGGCCAUGAGUAAAUAUGACGUGCUGUAUGUAAGAAAAAGUAAAAAAUCUGUUGCCUCAUUACACAGACAAACAAUUGAUGUAAAUUGGGAACUGUCAAUCUUUCUCAAACCCCGCCUACAGCCAUAUCUUGUUUUUUAUUGGGAUACAGACUUUUAUUAGAAGUUUUACAGUGAACAAAAGCUAUUGUUUAAGCUAUCAUGUAUAAAUUAAAAUGGGACCAGUAGGUUAAAAGUAAGACUGUUCAACCGCAGUCACGGCCUCAUGUGACAUUACAGUCCUGCAGCGUAAUCUCUGAGUAUUUGACUAAAGGUUACCCCUCUGAAAGGAAAAUCAACACUGGUCCAUUACUCUUUUUUCAGCUUCUAUUUGUCCUGUCCUCUUCACUUAAUAAAUGACCCAAGCAUUCUUCUGUUUGAGGGACAAGUAUGGGCUGAUAGCAUAUUUUGACUGUGACCAAACCUCCCCUCCCUGCUGUUCCCAUGGGAACCACAGAAGCUAUGUUGGGUCCAUAUGUUGCUUGUCAAUACAAGGAUCAAUAAAACGCUGCACUCAUAUUAUGAGCUAGGGCUGAAACGAUUACUCGAGUAACUCGAGUAACUCGAUUAAUAAAAUUCCUCGAGGCAAAUUAUAUGCCUCGAGGAAUCGUUUAAAUCCGGAACCAUGUGCAGCGCACGGUGUUUGACACGGACGGUUAUUUCUGUUGCGCAGAAGCGUGCUCUUUCCGCUCCUUCCGCUGCCGCGCGUUUGGUUCAAUCAUGGAGGGAAACGAGGACAGACAGAAGCUGUGUCCGAAAUGGCAUACUGCCUGCUAUCUACUUACCUACUCAAGCAGUAGCUACUGCAUACUGACUACUCAAAGAUGAUUUGAGUAUGCCGCGGCUGCCCGAGCGUUUACACACAUACAUAGUAAAUACCCCAGAAUGCAUUUCGUGCCGGCCGGACGCAGCGCCGGGAAAAUUUAAAUAGUCCUACCACAAGCUACAUAGAACGACUGCAUACCGGACAAAUUAUAUAAAUUCAUUCAAUAAUAAUAUUUUUUCUAGCGAGAAAGUAAGUGUUUACAUCACGAUUAUGAGCCCAGUUGUUUGAAAUAGUGGCUGUUUGUAAAUUUGUCUCGGCGUUUUCGGAGACCGAAGCGUCCACUUGGUCGGUGUUAGCGUCUAUUUACCGUAAACACCGGGCAGCAGCAGCUCCCCCUUCACGUUUCCAAAUUAUUGCGAAGUGUUUUCAUAAUCAACAUCUACACGACACAAACCGGGCGGCAGUGGAUGAAAAAAAUCACACAAACAUCCGUGUAUCCAUGGUGAUAAUGCAAUACACCACCUGCUAGGCGUGUGAUGAGCAGCAGAGGGCUGCAAAAUGACCAACACACAACAACAUGUAAAUAAAAAUGUAACACUUUUAUAUAGUGAAUAAAUGUACAUUUGCUUGUCAAAUUAUGUUAGUAUCCAAGAAUUAUAUUAUUUCAGCCUAUUAAUUAAACAAGUAAAAUUAGAUCCAAAGCCUGGAAAUAGUUGUGACUGGUUUAGUGAAAACUGCAAAGAUCAUUACCAUAGCAAUUAAAAGACCAUCUGCAGACCUUGCCUUCAGUAGUUUCAUGUGAACUACAUGGUAAAAUGUAAAACUUUUGGUUCCUGAUUUAUGCAGUAAAAAUAUUCAUUUGAAAGACCUGGCCUAUUUCAGUUUUGUGUGUUACUGAUGGUUUUUAAUGAGGCAAACGUGAUUCAAUGCAAAGUAUUACAGUGAGAGCAAAACAUUUCUUAUCCGAUUACUCGAUUAAUCGACAGAUUAAUCGAUAGAGUACUCGAUUACUAAAAUAAUCGAUAGCUGCAGCCCUAUUAUGAGCUAUUGUCAAGACUGGAAAAAAAUUAAAAGUGGGGCCUUAAUUUUUCCUUUUUUAAUUGAUUAGCUGUUUGAAUAAUAGCAGUAUUUUGAAAAACCUCAGGACUGUGGUGACUUUAAGGAGGAGCGGCUCUGUGGCAAACAAAUGAAUCUCUAAAGAAAGCUUUCAUUAGUGAGGCUGACGUUUCUGCAUCCCCGUCAGCGCUCUAUUAUUGACUUGUAUGUUUCAUGUUAGAUUACAGGGAGUGCAAUUAACUCAAUUAAACAUGUUAUGUCACUAAUUGUCUUACAUUGUUAACAUUACGGCCACAGGAGGAAGCUUCCUGAUUAACAAGAAAAUGUUAGCAACUCCACAACAAACUCUUGGUCUUGGCUUUAUUGUACAAGUGAACAAGAGGGGAGAGAAAUAGAAACUCUGCUUUAAAAAUGUUGCCAAAAAAGUGCGUCGUUCCUCGUGAUCUCAAAUUGUCUUCCUCUUCUCUGUGGCUUCCUCUGAAAUGCGAAGGCAAAACAAGUCUCAGAGUUUCACAAGUGCAUUUUAUGUUUUUGGAAAAAGAGAAGUGGAAAUACCAAUCCACCUCCAUAGCUCCAAGCAUUACUGAGAAAGAGGGAUAUUUGUCAGGAAGAAGAUGAACACAUUUACAGUCAGACGGCAUCAUGCCUUCAGGAGUCGGGCCAGCACCUCAUUAAUCUGAGAUGGGUACGUGAUAGACCAGGCACAGGGGAAACAUUUGUGACGCAAACAGAUGCUUUGACGUUGAAACAGCAAUGUGAGACAGUAUGAGGAGGGAAAAUACUGUUUUUCAAGGGUUGCAUGACAUUACCAGCAGGAGAUUCUCCUGUCAGUGUAGGAGAGUCUCAGACUGUCCCAACAAGAGAGACAGGUAAACCCAAGAACAGGAGAGACUUGGUGUUCUUUUACAGUAAAUUAAAACAGUGUAAUUAUGUAUGUCAGCCAAAAUGAAUUUGAAAAUAGGCAUUUCAGGUAGCAGCAAAAAUCCAAUUUUGUUUAACCCUGCAUAUUUUUACUCCUUUUUAAGUCUUGUUCUUCAGGAAUGAGAAACCACAUGUUUGGAGCUGUACGAACACAUCAGGUCCCGCUCUUAAAUCAACCAACACAUUGAGACAAUGGUGACUGUUUAAUUUCUUAGAGGACUUGAACCUUGAGUACACAACUACAUCAACAUAGGAAUUAUUACAUAACAGUCUGGAGCUCUUGAGUCCAGUGACUAGUCUUGACUUGUAUGCCGGUAAAAUAUGCAGAGCGACAGGUUGAUAACUAUUCCGACUCUCCUCACGUCCAACUGGAUCCAGAUCCAAUGAACUCAGAGUGGGCUAAUGGGGAAAGUCCCCAAACGUAGACGCAUCCAAGAUGACUCAAGGCUGAAAUUGUUGUUAAUACCUUCCAGAAGUGGAACGGAUGGGUUUGCUCCUGCAUCGGCACAUUUGUGGAAGUAGUGUCUGAAACACGUCUUUGUGUAGGCAGUGUGGAGAACAAUGACCUUUACGUACGUCUGAGGUGACAGAUGAGUCCACACAAUAUGGGAGUGGUUCUGUUGGACAUGUAAAGACAAAGUCAAGAUAAGAGGCGGUGUUGUUGCUCAAACUGUUAUCUUGCCUGAGGUGCUGCAGGUGCUGCUUGGAGAUAAAUGUCACAGGGAAUCUCACUUGGGUUUCCAUAUGGAAAGAUGAUGCUAAGCAAUCAGCAGCUAGCUUUGUGUGUUGGACAAUAGGCAUCCUUUUGAAAUGCCUAAUCCUUUAUUUAACUUAUACACAACACAUACACAAACUGGGCUGAUCAUACACUUGUCCACAUUUACUCUUCCUUCAACAAACAAAGCGUCAGGUUAAGCUCUGCCCUUUAUUUUGUGUUAAACCCUGUUUUUCUUGUAUGUUAUUAGGUUUGACCCACACUGGAGAUAUUGGACGACAAAUCAUAGCAAUAACAAUCCUGCAGUUAAAAAUAGGAGCGGAUAUUGAAUCCCGCUUUGUGUGUAAUUUAAGUGAAUGGAAGAGUAUAGCCUCAGGCCCGAAUCUGAGGACAAUGAGAGGGAACAGGUGCUGGGAAAGUGGUAAAAAGGGAAAGCUGAGCACAGAUAGAAAACAAAUAAGCAGGGUUUUUUUUAGGAGUCAAUAGGUAUGUGUGGCCUGAACAAAGUUUGUUUUAUUGCUUAUGUAGAUCAGGUAGCAUUCUCUGUUGUCUAAGGGGAAAGUCGCACGUUAACUUUUAGCAAAAAGUUCGAUAUAAACUUGUGUUUGAUGAUGUCUAGGGCCCACAAAAAACAAGCUGUAAAUAUUUGUAUCAUCUUCAUCAAUGAUAUCGGAAACUUGUUAGCAGAUUGUAUCAUGUUUAGGCAUUUUUUUUAGCUCUGUUUUUAGGCUCCUUGAGGAGAAAUCUUUAGCCCAGUAACUAGCUGUGUGAUAACUAUGACUGCAGCUCCCUGUGGUGUAACUCAGAGUCAGUACAUAAAUAAAUAUCUGGAACAUUAGAGACCAAGUUGCCACACUGUUGAGAUAAAAAGCUGCUCUCUGGGAAACCAAAACAAUGAGUUGAAAGACUGUAAACCAUUGAGCAGAGAGGAGCUGCUGAGUUGAGUGCUGUCUGCUGGGACCAGGGCUAAGACUGACGCCUCUCAUCUACAAGCAUGUGCAUGGUGUAUAUUAUUUUAGUGUGUUCUUUGAUUGUUUGAACCCGGGUUCUUGUUUUAUCCUUGAGAAUUUUUACAUCCUUGUAAAUCCCUGAGCUGCUCUUUUUUUCUGUUGAAGAGGAAACAGAAAAAAAUAUUUCUUUAACCCUGCUGUGAAUCUUAAGCGGGAAAUCCGUACAAUAUAAAAUGAAACACUGCCAAAGUGACCAACAUCCUGUUUGGGUUUUAUUGUCGUACGUUUUCUUAUUCUUGUCCCCUGAAUGAUCUCUGUCUACCUCCAGUCAUAAUGCGCACCACAUUUUUCCCCAAAGACACACAUUGAAAAGAUUAUUUGCGGGUAAAUGGGAGGAGGUGGGAGGGAGAAACUACAAUCCGACGGCAUUAUUCCCAGUACUGUCGAACCGAACAAUCAAGAACUAUUUAAGUCACAGGUCUCCAAAUGCUGAAGGUCAUUAAAGCUGAAUACCAGCUGUGUUUAUGAACAUUUGCUUGUUUUCAAUGGAGCUUACUGGAAUAUGUCUUUGUUGCUGUAUGCAUCUGUGUGGUAAACCAAAAAAUGAAAAUCAUCAAUCUUCCUAUCGGUGUCUAAUUUACGAGGUGCUAUAAUGUAGUAAAGACAAUUAAAGUGUGUACAAGAGGCACGACCAUUCAUGUCCUGAUGAGACAGCACAGUGUUAGUAUUUGAUGACCUUGUAAUGAGAAUGGGUCGGUACAGUUUCAGGGCGCCCAUCAUGCAGUUUAUUACAUUGACCACAGAAUAAAACUUAUUGAUCUCGGUCAGUGUUAUUAGCUGUGGGCCUGGCUUCCAUCUCCAGAAGAUGAAGAAAUGAUAAAUCUGUCUUCUGCUGUCAAUAGCUGCCUCAGGCUCACUUGUUUCCUCUCUGGAAGUGAACAAUGGUCUCAUUGGAGACACAAAUGAGUACAUACACAUUAUCUUUCCUUAAAUAGUGAUAUUCUAACGUUAUUUAUUAACGUUUUUCUUAGCCUGGAUUUAUCUACUGGCACCUUUGCACGAAAUUUCAAGCCAGAGUAAUUCUCAACACACGACUGCUCUGUUUGUAUUUGUCAUUUCACAUGAUUGAGUGAUAAGAAGCAGUCCGCAUUAUCUGAUGUACAGUGCACUAGAUCCUCCUCAGUUGUGUCAAGACUCUCCCACUCUGAUAUGACACAUGAUAACUCUGAAUAUCGUUUCCAGUGUAUAAUAUCAUGACCUUAUAACACAGGGUUAAAGAUUACUGUGAAUUAAAGCACCUGUUAGGAGUUUUUUGACGUUCAUGAACUAAAGUGAUACUCAUACUGAAGCUUUAUUAUGACAUCCCAUUGGUGAAGAAACUGAUGAUUUUUUAUAGUUUUUUUUUAAAAAACUGAAAAACAACAACAAAAAAAAUGAAAACAACAGCAAUUUUCAUGUUUUUUUUUCCAUAAAAUAUUCACGAUAAAUGAUUAAUUUGACCUUAAAAAAGCAGAACACAGAUGUUCCUCAUCAGGAGACACUACUUGAGACUGCUUUGUUCCUCACAGGAGCUUUUCCAUAAAAACUAAAAAUGUUCACUCUGUUUAUUAGCUGACUCUCUUGUUUCUCCAUCAUGAUAAUUUAUCUUAGAAGCAGAAAAAUUUAGGCCAACAUCUUUGACAUUUUGAACCAUUUAAAAGACACAUCUUGUUCUUUUUCAUUCCUCCUCUCAGUAGAGCUGUUAAUGUGUUUUCCUGCUGAUAUGCUUUUGUAUUGAUUUGUGUGCAGAGGAAGCUUCAAUCAUUGGUUUUAAUCUUUGAAUACGAGGCUUUUUUUGAGAGAGCGAGAAUGAGACAGCAAGACGGACAGCGCUUGUCUAUGAAACACUGGUGUGCAAAGAAAUCUCCAGCUUGUAUCUAAGUGGGUUUAUCUGUGGGUUGGUUAAAAUCAAUGUCUGUAAAUUAGUAUGGACAGAGCCCCCAUCUACUCCCAUUAGGGGAAGUGAAGCAUAAGUACCACCCUGAUGAGCGCUGGGUGGAGCAGCAUGAUAUAUAUCAUGUUCAUAAAUCUGCCAAGUCUAUAGCAUGUAGCUUGUGAGGAAACUGACACGUUACAUGAUACAUGAUACAUCAAAUUUAGGAUUUAUCCACAUCACGGUAAGUGUAACUGAAACUUCUUUGGAGAAGACUUGGCCCCAUAUAACAACUUUGUUCAUGCUUUUAUUUUGAUAUUUGUGCUGUCUUGCAUUCAGGUUGUCUUAUUUCUUCCACCGUUAUACUGUGCUUUUAUUUUGAAGUAUGAGCUUCUUCCGAAAAAGUAGAAGCGUUAAAUUGAUAUGUAACCCAAAGAGGUGCAACCCCAAGAUGGAUUUGAAUUCCCAAAAAAAUCUGUGUAUCUAAGAGCUGAAAGUGCCAAAUAUCUUUUAGAAACUUCAAGCCAGUUCAGAGGAAGUUUGCUGCUUCAUUUUAUGACGUUUGACAACCAGCUUCAAGGACCUCACAGUGAACCCACAGUAUUACCGUUUGCUUAUUUCCACCAAAUCAAUCUUUAAAAGUUAAACAAAGACAGUCAACACCAGUAUACCUACAGCCUGAGUUUAAAGUACUCUUGGCUGUGACCAAGACACACAGUAUAUGUUAGUAAAUCAUGCAAAUGCAGUUAGUUUGUUUUUUUUGUUCCUUGCUCUGCAGUUUGUCCACACUUAGGCUUGCCCAUCCAUCAGCGCCUUCAUAGCUCACACUGUAUUGUGGGAAAUGUGCUCCACACCCAAGUGUCGAGUUUCUCAAGCUUGUGGGGUCAGUCUGUAAUCAUGCAAAGGCUGGCAUUUUGAUAUCCUUUCAUUACCGUGCUGUUAUAUGACGUUUUAUGAAAGAAAUACAUCCAUUUAAAUCACAUUUAAAGUGAAAAAAAGUGAAUUUGGAAUAAUAAUAUUCCAAAUUCGAGCGGCCAUCUGAGUCCAUCCUUGUGUUGACUGAAUUGUUUAAUCUUAAGGGAAAUGCAGAGAAAACAAUAAGACUCUUGUUUCAUACCCCACCUUGCUUGCGGUCUCUUGAGAUAUAUGACCUAAUAAAACUUGGCAGAGACACAUCGGUGAAAUACAACACCCGCACAUCAAACAAACCAUAAGUGAAGCAGAACGCUGUGAUCAUCUGUUGUCCUGCCGGGGGACGUGUGAAAAAGAAUAACAGCUGACAUAUACUGUGUGUCAAUAAAAGACUUAUAAAACCAAACACUGCAACUAUGAACGAGGUCAGGAUUUCACAACAUGAACGCGCCUCCUGACAAGAAAAAUAAGUGAAAUAAGGAGUUUUAAUUUAUAACUUCAGCUUUCGUAACUGAGUCAUUGUACAAGAGAAAUGUGGAUGUUUUUGAGGGCGCUCAUAAAUACUCGUAUUCAAGAAGUUGGGUAUGAUUCAUGACGUUUGCCCUAAAAAUCACACAAACCAAUCAGUCAUGCGGUUUUGGCCGGGUUGGGUGUUCACUUUUUCUAUCACAGCUCGUAAAUAAUCAAGAGCAGAUCUUUUUGACAGCGCAGAAUGAAUCACUCCGCUUUCUUUUUUCAACACUCAAUCCCUCCAGCAAGUUUCAACAACAAAACACAGUCAGAGUCUUCCGGUUCCAAUUUUGAAUUAACAAGUAUUUUAUUACUCUGCAGUUUGGGAACAGUUUGUUUCCACUGUGAUUGGUCCAGAAGGUUUUGGGAUGUUAGAGCACUGCCAUCAGAGAGCGUCUGAGCUUGAGUAUGUGGUCAGCAGGGACUAAACAAACCCAAGGAGAUAAUUGUAACCAGACAGUCAGUUCAGAUUAUGUGGUUUGGAGAUUUUAGAGCUCAUUGGAUUGCUUGACUGAUGUUUACAAGUGGACAGGAAAGUAUGUGAUGGAAAGAAGCCCCCUCAAAACCCCAGGAUAGUAUACUCUCUUUUUCUCCCAGAGACACCCUCACUGACCUAAAAAUAAACACAUCACUCAACAAUUAUUAUUUUACCACAGUGAAAGCCACUCUUGGCUCAAAGACAAACCUCUUCUAAAGGUUAUCAACCAGCCCCUUCGUUUAUGAAUCUAAAUUAUGAACGCAGUGUAUCUCAUUGGUAUCAUUAAUUCAACUACCAAACAGGAAAAAAUUCCUUUUAUUCAUUUAUUUUUCGCCAUUUUACACAUAAAUCCCUACUGGUUCAUUGGAAACUCGCCAGUGCCCGUUUUAUUAUUGAUUAAAAGACGUAAAAAAAAUUUCAUUCUGCACCUUCAGGAGACCUGGUUUAGACGUUGAAAAAAUUAUAUAUUAUAAUAGCUACAUGUUAAGUAGCCUGCACAUUUACUUAAUGGCAUGAAACUUUAGUCGUGUUUUAUUUUUGACGAACAUUUUAAAACUUUGAAACUUUUUUUAUUUGGCUCUGACACUGAGUUGACCUCAGAGGGCUAUCCGUAGUAUUUGCAUGUUAACUGGGCUGUGAAGAGAGUCUUUGCAUUAAUACGUGCUACAAUCCAGGCGUUCACUGUUGUUUUAACUCAGAUGUCCCUUUGAUGCCGAUCUCCAGCUGACGUCUAACCACCUCUCAGCCUGUUCCACACACAUUUAUGACUUUUGGCAGCUCAACAGAAAAAGGAAAAAAAAAAAACACCCACAGUUGGAUGUUAACAGAGAGGAAUGCUGGACACCAAAUCUCUUGGUAGAAGAAUUAGUUUCUUAAAAAAGAAGGCUACAACUUUCCCAGGAUGAUUAAAACAAAUAAACAUUCAGCUGCAUUUGAGCUUGUUCUCAUGAUUAAAUGUUGUGAUUUUCACAUAAGCAGCAUAAAAAGGAUGGAUAGUCUACUUAAUGCAAAGCUACACACUGCCUGCUGAAUCCACUGAUUUUUUAUAAUUAUCAGUUAGUUGUACAUGACGCAGCAGGUUGUGUAAAUGAAGCAAACAGUAGAUUCAGACAUGUGGUGUAGUCUGUUAAAACAAUAUGGAUGUUAUUUUCUUGAAGUCUCAAAACACAGCAGAAACUCUCAGAUGACAGAUAAACGGCGGUGUGGUUGAUUUCUGAUAUUUUUGGAAACAAUAAAACUGCAAGCUUGUCGAGGAUGUUCAGACUGUUUGUUCUGUGCUUAACACUAUCACUAGCUGUAAUGUGCUUUUAUUGUAUGUUCUAGAUAUGUAAACACAGAGCUACCUUUUAUAUGAACACCUAAUUUCAGAGCAACAGGUGUGAAUCAAACAGGCUUUAUUUGCAGGGUUGUAAAGGCAACCGGUUCUAGGUCAGCGCUGUAAAACUGUAUUAUAGAAACUGGGUUUAAUACAAGAGUCGGUCAUGACCUCUGAAAAGUCCACCAUAACGUGUUAAUGUGGGGCUACGCUAUUUUAAACCAAAAUGUGUUAAUAUUUAAAGUUUAGUGAAAGCUUUUGUUUUUUUCACUGGAGGAUAGAGAUACAGAUAAUAUAUAAUAACAUCAAAACACUCAGCAGACUGAAAACUGAGAAAAUAUGACAGGGUUCACAAAUUAACAGCAAAUGAUAAUCACAAUAAAUGUUUAGAUAGUGCCUAAAAAAUAAGUGAACAGUCAUGCUGUGAGUUUGUUGUAAAGGUCCUUUAAGCUGGUUGCCAUAAAAUGGAGAUGUGAAGAAGAAGCAGCAGCUGCCAGCAGACCAGCUGCAGCAUGUCUCUAAGAGAUGGUUUAGCACCUUUUAAAAACUGAUUUUCCAAGAUUUAUUGUGAAUCUAAAUACAAUGUUGGUGCUUGUGCCUCUUAGGGUGAUGAAUCAAUCAAGCGUGUACACUUUCUGGAUAUUCUUUUCACUAUUUUCAUUUAGUACCAUAACAUAAAAUCUACCAGAGGAGCCAUUUACUUCAAAAUAAAGGCACAUGUUUACAAUAAAGGAAAUAAAGCAACCUAAACACUAAACAAAAAGAUAUCAAAAUAAAAGCAUGCCAACUAUUUACAAGAGAUUAGCCUUUUCAGAGAAGGUCACAGUGCCAAAGUUGUGGAUAAACCAUAUAUCUAGAGUAAGUUAAUUGUGUUGAUUUAUUGAGGUCAUGAAUUAUAUAUAGCCCUAUGGUUUCUAAAGAUGAGUUGUGAAGCUGAACAACGGCGGCGACUGUUCUUUAAAUUCUGACCUUAGUCGACCUUUAACCAGGUAAAGGGGUGGAGUUUGGAUGGGCCUUCAGCAACCUGGCAGCCUGCAACAACAUGUCAGUCAAAUCAGCCGUCUUAUGCAAAACUCGUAGCUCUGAUGUAAACAUGUUUAUUUGUCCCUUUAAAAUGGGUGUUUUAACUUGGGUGUUAACUGGGCCUCUUGGUUUUUAAAUCCAAUUUAAAGUGAAAAUCAUAGUUGUGCGAUUUUUGGCACUACAUUUCCUGAAGUUGCUUCUUGAUGCAACCCCAACCCCAACUUUUCAUGACUACGGAUCUAUUUGAGCGACAGCAGACAACUGUAACAAACAAUUUGCAUAGCCUACAUUUGCUUUUGUUUUCUCUGAAAUGCAGUUUCAGUGCAUAUAGACUUGAACUAGGAAUUCUUUGACAACCCUUUUGAGUGUUUGUAUUGCUGACCCAGCUACUUAUCGUAGAUAUUUUCACAUCCAAAGAAGUUGUUCUCAUGUUCUAAAGGUGUGCAGCACAAUGAUUUUAUCUGCAUUAGUGGAGUUUAGAUUUCAAAUCAAAAAUAUUUUUGGCUAGUGAAGAUAAAAGAUAAAGUUAAUGGAUAUUAAUAUUUUAAAUUGUUGGCAAAUGAGACACUGAAGUUUACACAUUGAGUACAGAUCAUGUGUUGUGUUGCAAAAAAAACUUAAAAUGACAAAAUAAAAUGGAAAUAACACAAGAACAGCUCUGAAGUAUUUACUCCAUAAAUGACCUACUUUUUGUUAUUUUUAAGAACGUGACUGAUAACAACAGCCUGUAAAAUCUCUUUACAGAUUAUCUUUUACUAUCUCACAGUGGCAACGAAGCACCGAGACUUCAGAAGCAUCCGUUGGGUACAAGUGUUGCUGACUUGUCACUUAAUCUCAGUUAUGCUGUGGCGAAUAUGUUGUGAAAGCGAUAAGGUUUUUGCGACACGACCAACACGCUGAAUUCACCUGCCCAGCGCAUAUUCCUCUAUGUGGGUUACAACCUCUUACAGUUUCUCUCACUUCCUCUUUAGUGUACAGACUUUUUUUUCUUGUCAGCAAUUUCUGUUUCCAGUUGUUACAAAAAACGAAACUCCACCCUCACACCAUCAAGUGAGACCGUUUCUUUCCCCGAAGGCUCACGCUCACAAUCAGUUUCACCUCAGUUCUGUAUAUAAGAAAAAAAGGGACGAUAAUGAUAGAUAAUGUACACAUGAAGGCUGCAUGCUGUUUUAAUAAAGCUGUUUUUGCACAAAUUGGAACUGGAGUGAUGUAUAAAACAAGAAGCAUUACUUGCGUUACUAUCUGUCACCUUCUUCUUUCGUUAUUUCUCACUUGAGAUUGUUGUCUUUUAGCAUAGUUUCCUCUCAUUAGCACAUUUCUGUUCGAUUCCAGUGAAAGGUCUAAGACUCCAGGUGACUAAAAGCAGCCUCGAGCACUUCUUUAAGAGGAAAGUCACUAAUGGACUUUCAGACAGCAGAAUUCCCUUGGUGAAAAAAAACACUCUGACUUUAUUGCUUCACUUUGCUGCCGCUCAUUAAUAUUAGAUAUUUUCUUCCUCCUGAAGAUGAGCCCAUUUACUUUAAUAUCUUUAUUAACAGCCCCAUACAUAACUCUAAAAAUAUGCUCAGGAGAUUGAUCAUACCAAGCAAAGCCUGCGGAGAAAUUUCCCUGAUGAAUAAGUUGAUUUCAUGCACCAGAUGCCGUUUAGAAUCAGCCAACUUGUUCCCCUUCCACUGUAUGUUUUUCUGUCUGUCACACCACGCAAAACACCUCCUCACUAACUUCCUAACAGCUGCCUGUGGAGCAACAAAAUUCCCCCGCAGUCAGAAACACUCUUAGUUUUUUACAUUUCUGCGCUGUGUGAGUCAAUAGCAUCAGGUCCUGCAGGAGUUGAAUGAGAGGACACACAAUUGAGAUUCAUUUUGGGCUGGGAUUUUACGCUUUGAAGUAAGGAUGACUGAAAAUGACAAGUAAAUGGUCAGAAAUGAAAUAAGUGUUGUAAUAAUCUCAUGAGCUUCGGUGUUUGUGAGAAUUCACGUGGGAAGAGUCAGAUACUCCAAAGUAAAAAGUUGUGUAAUAAGAUUUUUGAGUCUCUGUUGGACUUUUUCUGGUCUUCAGGCUGAUAAACGAGAAACGAGAGAUGGAAAGUUUCUCAGAUUUGAAAAGAUAGAGCAGUUUUGGAAAGACUGAGUCAACAUUGAAAUGGUGUGAUGUUAAACUAGGUGUGAGCUCCAAUACCAGGGCGGAAAUGUUAUCAGUAACACUAGUUUCACACUUUUUUUGAUGACCUUUGUGACCAACGUUUGUGUUGGCUCCCAUGUCAAACAGCUUUUUAUUUUAAAGGAAUAGUUCAAUUUAAUUACAUCUCGUCUGAAAGAUUAAAGAAGGGGCAAAAGAUACAGAUGAUUCACUUUUGCACUAAGAGCUCAAAACAGAAUAUAAAUGUGAAAACAAGUGUGCAUGUUUUUUGUCCCAAAGUUGUCACUUUUUGCUGCAUAAAGGGUGAAGAUGGCAAAACUGGAAAAUAGUUUUGAGGUGUAAUGCAGGCUGAAGGAUGUCAUUUUCAAACCCCCAUAAUCUCAAAAGUUGGGUAAUACUUAAGGCAAAGCAAUAUCAAACAUCUCCUGACUUGAGCAAUAUUUUCAUCUAAACUCUAAGCUGCACAAAGUUAACGGCCAACUCUGUAUUUCCUCUUUCCUUACACUUACUAUUUUAAUUUUCCUUGACUGUUUUCAAUAAAAGAACACAGAAAAAAACACAUUUUGUGUGUGACAGUGAGCCCUUUAGAUUUGAAGUAGAAGAACUUCUGACUGUGUUAAAGGCCAGAUGAUCCCUUAGACGGUGAUUGAUAUCUGUCAGUUACUCUACGUUGUUUGCAGAUUUACUUAACUCACCCUAAAUAAACAAAAUAAAUCUUUUUAUUGCUGAUUUAACUUUAACUCUGGUGUAUUAGUUCUUUUAUUACUCUCAAAUGAACGGCGAUUAAUCUAAGCUCCCUAAUGUUGAACUCCGUUAGUGAUUUGUGCGCUCCUUCCUGUGUGCUCACUUCUGUACACACACAGUCGUCUCUUAAGGGCCUGUAAUCUCCUCACGGCCUCCUCUCGCCCGCCUGUAAUGAUCCUGCAGUGAAACAGGAUCAUUUAAAAAAGGUUUGGCAGGAGUCCUCCAGGACGAACAUGAUGGAAAAUAAUGGGCCGUGGAGUGUAGACAUCCAUUACGUGGGUUGGUUUCUACAAGACACAUCAGUCAUCAGCUCUAAAUAGCAUCUCAUGUGUCUCUGCCAGGAUGUAACCAUCUACAGCAGCUGAGUCCAGGUACACAAACCCUGCUGCUGGUCUUAGUCAGGUAGAGUGUUUUAGAAACUAAAAAUGAAGAUACAAAUAAAACAAACUUUAAAGUCACAAAAGGAGUUUUUCCUCCUCGCUUUUAUGUGUCAUGAUGUGUGCUGUUUGAGUUAGUUUUCCCUGGUUUUGUGUUUCCCUAGAGUGUAUUUCCUUUGUUAUUAUCCCUCGUGUGUCUGUGUCCUAUUGUUCCUGUUCCCCUGUAGUCUUGUCUUGUGAGUUUUCAGUUUGUGUCUUGACCCGGUCCCCUCAUGUUCUCAGUGUUUUAUUCAUUAUCAGUUUUCAGUGUUUCCUGUUUUAUUUUGUAGUAGUUUAUUCCCUGUGUUCUUAGUCUUGUUUUACGUCCUCAGUUUUCCCUCCUUAGUAAUUUUUUCUGCACCUGUGUCUCUGUGUCUCACCUGUCCUGCUUGUUUCCCUGUGUGUGUGUGUAUACUGUAUAUAGUCCUUGUCUUCCCCUGUUUCUUUGUCGGUUCAUUGUAUGUCUGUGUGUGUGUGUGUGUCCAGUGUCCCCAGUGAGUCUCCUGUGUUUUUUGGUUCCUUGGGUUUUGCCACUUGUGUUUUUUGCCUUUGGAAAAUUUUCUUUUGGACAUUCUCAGUAAGUUUUUGUUGCUUUUUAGUUCCUUUAAAAUAAAUCCUUUUUUGUCGCCCUACAUUUGGGUCCUUCCCUUUUUUGUUCAACUUCUAAAAUGUGACAAAAUGCUGGUUUUCUUUUACACUGUAGUGUUAGGAUCAGUUCCAGGUUCAGGUUGCAGAGCAGUGAUUAAUAAUAAAUGUACAUUUGCUUACCUUUGUUUGAACUGUACAUAUAUGAACAUGUUUGCCUGGUUUUAUGUGUCUAUGAGCAGACUCACAGUAGGUCCAUUUACAUCUUACCGCCUCUGCAUGAUUCUCCGUCCUCCUAAACAAUCACCAUACUCCUUGGCUGCUGUAUACUGUUUCUGGAUGUCCCUUUUAACACUAGACACUAUACGCUCCCGUUUAAGAGGAGCCUAACACCCAAUCAGUUUGCAAUCCUUGGAGGAACGGGGGUGGGAACAGUUUAUAAUGAAGUGUCCCUCUCUGUCUGCUGAGAGGACCAUAAGAGGCAGGGUGGCAUACGGGAAUAGAAGCAAGACUGAGGAGCGAGGAUGGUGGCAGUAUAUGAGUCAUGUCUGUUUGAAAUGCUUCUGGCAACACUACAUGAUAGAUAAAGUGUAUGUUGAGCGUAGGAGGCAUUUGUCACCGUGUUUGUUAGUGUGUGUUAUGCCAGAGAGCCUAACAUUCGUUUUUACUAUGAGCAUAAUUUCAAAUAACAAAUUGUUGUCGGCAGAAGGUAUGUUCUUGGUCAUACGCCAAGAGAGUUAAUGGAUUUAUAACUGUUAUGGUACAAAAGGUUUACUUAAAAAAAAAAAAAGCUGACUACCUUCAGACUGUUUUAUGUUGAUCUGACUGUGGAAGAUUAAAAUAAACGAUAUGAAACAAAAAAUAACAUGGCAAACCUUGGAUGACACGCUUAGUAACAACAAGUGCAACCAGCCAAAGUUGGUAUUACAUAAUAUUUAUCAUUCAUCAAACAGAAACAUUUUUGUUUGUUUAAGAAAUUAGGAGUCAAAUGCUGCUUCCAAGUAUAAUUUUAGGCAUGAAUGUAACUUGACUGCUUAUUGAUGAGUUGCACAGAUGUUUCUUCUUCAACUUUAUCUUUAUUUUCAAGAUCAAAGUUGAUGAAAUUGAGCAGAGUCAUCAGCAGAUGCCAUCGAUCAACUGUGCUCAGAGUGGUGGGGCGUUACCAGGUUACGGCCAAUAACCAGAGCUACAGAGGAUGGCUUUACCUCAGCCUAUCCCUCACAAAUGACGGGUUUAGGACAACUCUUAAAAUAUGAAGAACUUGUUUAUCUAAGUAAUGAUUCUGGUAGAGGCAUUUUGUGUACUUUACAAAAUGAGAACCAAGCAGCAUUGCUCCAACGUCGGUUGAGUAAUUCAAGAAAUUUCACACAACCUCAAAUAACAUGAAAGUCAUGAACAUCUGGGUGUUGUUUUGUUCCAGUCUGGACUGUAACCACGUCUGACACAUCCAAAAUGACAACUCUGUUCCUGGGUUUUUUAAGAUAUCAUGUUUUUAAAUUCUUCUUAAUUUUAUUUAUUUAUUUAUUCCUCCCUCAGUCCUUCUGGCUGGCGUAUCUGAACACCACGAGGAUGUGAAUGACCACAUCCUCAUGAGCUCUGCCCGUAAAUGAGCACCAAGAGGACACGGGCGGCCCUGUGUCUGGUCCCUCUGGUAGUCCUGCUUGGUCUGGCUCUGGACUUGCUCUCACACUGUCUCCAGCUCAUUAGUUUUCAGCCCAGGCCUUAGCAACUGGGAAACAUUUACAGAAAUGCACAGAAGUACUCAAUCAGCACACGGCAUUGAUUAGGUCAUGGUAUGCUGGAUAGGGGGAAAUGAGGAAUUGUUGAUAGAGAUGAAGAGGUGUCUUCAAAGCUCUCUGGACCAUCUGCUUCCCUUUCUGUGUGUGAUGAAUAAGCAGCCAGCUGCUGCCGUCUAGGUUGCCUGUCUGCAGCCUGUCAUACCUUAAAGGUUAACUCAAGAAAAAGUUGUGGUUUUGUCCUGUAGCAUUGUCGACAUCUGUUCUCAGGACACUCUGUACUUCUGAAAAUUAAACGUGUGCACACACCGACAGUCUCUUUGCUGUUACAGAAAGACUGAUGUUGACAUUUCGUAAAGCCUAGCAAAACAAAAAGAACCGCAGUCUUAACUGACACUGAAACCAAACACACAUUCACGUGUUGUCAUCUGGUUGUAACACCAAAGGGCCGACAAUGUCAUCUUGGACUGCAGCAGCACUACAUCUCAUCCUGUUCUGAUCUCAGAAGCAUGAUUCAGGUUCGAUUUGGCGCCUCCCUCUCGUCAUGAUGUUUCAUCUGGUGGAAUAAAAUGUUACCAGAGAACAGUCUCAUAAACAAACAACCCUUUGAAUGAUUUCAUUCAAUAAAUCAACAUGAAAUGACGAGGAAAAUGAGAACACUUUUUCCAUUUUUAACAUGCCUCAAUGUCUUAGUUUGCUUAUUCAGUCCAGUGAGUACUUUUGUAUAUUAUUGAAAACUAUCAACUCUGUCGUUAAUUAUAUUUAAAUGGAGUGAUGCACUGACCACAGCUUGCAAGUCCACAAACUUUCUAAGCUUGUCUUGAUUUGCAGGCACAAGUUAUACCAGAGAAAACGCACCAAUAAAAUCUUCUCCAAGAGAAACAGCACCUAAAAAUAUAACCCAAAACUUUCAAGGCUAUUCUGUGCAAUAAUCUAAUAACCUAAAUACUAUGUACAUCACUUGUUAGCUCACAAAAAAACACAGAUUUUUAAUGCACAAAAGUCAGUGCAAUGCCCAACUGUGAGGAGCAUUGCAGCAAAGUAAAAACUAAGAUUGUAUGUAGAAAAGUUUUGGUACAGAGUAGGUGGAAAAUGCAGUCAUGAUGUUUAGACGAGGCUGCAGAAAGAUAAUGUACCAAAACAACAUGCAAACUAGCCCCUAGGUUGUGCAUCUAUCUGUGUGUGUGUGUGUGAACUAGGUCAUUCCCUCUCACCAAACCUGCUGUGGACACAAAGGUUAAAACCCUGCAGCACCACAAUGUAGUUGCAACACAACUAACCCACAGCCGUCAACAGAAGACGCAACUCUCUUGCUUUAAGUUGCGUAACGUUUGAAUAGUUUGCUCUGUCUAAAUUCUGCUGUCUUUCUUCAGAUUGCAGGCUUCAUCAACGCCAUCGAGCCAUUUUGUGGGGACAAAGAGAACCUGACUGCUUUCCGCUUCUACGCCUUCAACCCCAUCGUGGAUCCUUGGGUCUUCAUCAUCUGCCGCAAAUCUGUGUUUCGUCACCUUUGCUCUCUGCUCAGCUGCCGCUUCAGCAGACGAGCGGUGAAGACGACGGCACACUGCGCUCUGUCUUUACCCCUUGACAAUCACAUACAGCGCAACCCCCCAGAUGUUACACUUCCACAGGCCAACAUGUAUCCCAGUUUACCGCUGUGAGUGGAGGCCUGGAGGCUGUCAUGUCUGAUAAAACAUUGGAGCAAGUUUGUGACAUAAAACAUUCGCAUAAGAACUUUCUCCGCUUGUCUUUACAAGACAUAAAGACUAUGACGUAAAGCAAUGGAAAUCUUCUGUACAAGGCCGUCACAGUUUCACAAUGAACUGACAUUGGAGAAGUGAUCACACUUGGUCUUUAACUUCCAUUGACGGAUGGACGCUAUUUCAAAGUUGUGCCAUAAAUCCAACAGCACUGUAACUCUGCACUAAGGAAUGCUUUACACCAUAUAAAGCCUAUGAAUGAUAUACUGUAAAAUCAGAAUACAUGCACUUGGGAAAAGCUUUAUUGGUAAACGAUAUGCAUGAAUGUAUUUUUCUCUCUGCCCCUUCUUCAAGACACAGCAGUGUAACUCUCGGCUUUUGUAUUGUCCACAUCGGUAGUGUCUUUAAACUAUAAUAACAUCAAAAUUACCUGUUUGUGCUCUCUGUUUACUGAAGUGACAUGUUAAUACUUUAAAAGUGUGUUAUGCAUCUGUGAGAGGUAAAUAUGAUGUAAAUAAGAUUGGAAGGAUCAAAGUUCUGACCUUGUGAUUGUGUUAAACAAGAAACUGGAGGGUAAGUUUAGUGGUCUAAUAGUUUAAUAUAUCAUCUUGACCCCGAAAAACCAUCCAUUCCCUGUUGAGUAGAGAAGUGGACUUUUUCAGAUCUGCACAGUGAUGCCGAUGUUGAAUGUUUGUUAUCUGCUGUCUUUCUUGGGGCAGCCCCAAGUUGGGCUAUAUAGCGGUUUGUGAGAAAAUGACCAUUUUUUAACUUUUUCUUUUUCUUAUUUUCACCCUAAAAAAGUCUUUUAUUCCCAGAAUUAAGUACUUGUGGGAUUCAUAUCUGCAUUAAACAUCAGAUAUUCUGGGGGGUUUCCCUGACAAAGCAGCACUCUUACACAUGCAGCGCCGACAGCUGCUGCUAUGAACCAUGAAUAUAUAUGUAUAUAUAUGUAUGUAAUGAACAACAGAUAUCACUCCAACAUAUUCAAAUGUGUACAGUUCACGAAAAAGCAACUUGUUGUCCUGACCAGUAUGCUAUUGUAAUGCAUGGAUCGUUUAAUUGUGGCAAUCCUUUGAAUCCUCAGUGAUUUCUGAGCUACCUGAUUAUUCCCUGUGAAUGUUUUGUUAUUGUCUGUUGUGGUUUUUAAAUGCUGCAAAAUGCACUGUAAGAAUUUGUCUUUUGUUUUUGUGACUUACUGCUGUUGUUGCAAUUUAAUGUUGUGUAUUUGUGCUUUUACACUGUGCUAUAAUGAUAAGUCCAGAGACAUAUGGAUAACAGAUGUGAUUCUUUUUUUUUUCUUUGCCUCUUGCACAAUCACUUUUUACUUUUCAGUCUUGAGUCUCAGUCAUGCAUGGCCAAAAGUAUGUCAGACAGGUUGCCUCUUGCACAUAUUGUCUCUAAGGGUAUAAAUAUUCAAGUUGCAAAUCCAUUCAAAAAUUGGUACUAAUUUAUGUGGUUUAAUACAAGUAAAUUGUCUCCCAUUACAGGUACGUGCAUGUUCUCCCCCCAGAAAUGAAAUAUAUUUACAUUGAGUGAUUUUAAACAGUCCCAUCUGAGGAGAAAAUACUGUUCUCUGUACAGUUCUUGACUAUCAUGAGACCUGAGCAUGUUUCCUGUCAGUUUACAGUGCAUGACAUAAAAGCAGGGACAAGGUCAACACAAGAUGAUGGUGUUUGAAUUCAUUUUAUCAUUUGUUUUUGUCUUGUUACAGCCCUUACAUGGGCCUGUACCACAAGGGAGGAUUUAUUUAUAUAAACACAAAUGUACAUGUCUGUAUUUAUGAAACGGUUCAGAUUAUAUGUGACUGAAAAAAAAAGAAAAAGAUCGGGUUUAUCAGAUGGAAUUAAAAAUUGUCCAAAUGUUUCACAA
Messenger RNA from Xyrichtys novacula (pearly razorfish), 25491 nucleotides. The record is from the annotation of a GenBank genome assembly. NCBI's taxonomy places the organism in Eukaryota, Metazoa, Chordata, Actinopteri, Labriformes, Labridae.